This is a messenger RNA of Myiozetetes cayanensis, 3704 nucleotides long. It is a transcript of the gene U2AF1, whose product is annotated as U2 small nuclear RNA auxiliary factor 1. The coding region runs from base 94 to 801 and encodes 235 amino acids. NCBI's taxonomy places the organism in Eukaryota, Metazoa, Chordata, Aves, Passeriformes, Tyrannidae. The record is from RefSeq and is a predicted model, not a curated record. Gene Ontology annotation, cellular component: U2AF complex; spliceosomal complex. Gene Ontology annotation, biological process: mRNA splicing, via spliceosome. The transcript is spliced from 8 exons. Gene Ontology annotation, molecular function: metal ion binding; pre-mRNA 3'-splice site binding.
CUCCCCGCCGCGGCGGUUCCGGCGCGGCCGCUGUGACGCGGCGGCGGCGCCGGGUCCGGGCGGCGCGGCGGGCGGGCAGGGCGGGCGGUGGAGAUGGCGGAGUACCUGGCCUCCAUCUUCGGCACCGAGAAGGACAAGGUCAACUGUUCAUUUUAUUUCAAAAUUGGAGCUUGUCGCCAUGGAGACAGAUGUUCUCGAUUGCACAACAAACCAACAUUUAGCCAGACCAUCUUGAUUCAAAACAUCUAUCGUAACCCCCAAAACAGUGCACAGACGGCUGACGGCUCACACUGUGCUGUGAGCGAUGUUGAGAUGCAGGAACAUUAUGAUGAGUUCUUUGAGGAGGUCUUCACAGAAAUGGAGGAGAAAUACGGUGAAGUUGAGGAGAUGAACGUGUGUGAUAACCUUGGAGAUCAUCUAGUUGGAAAUGUAUACGUAAAGUUUCGCCGUGAAGAAGAUGCAGAAAAGGCUGUGAUUGACCUGAACAAUCGCUGGUUCAACGGGCAGCCCAUCCAUGCCGAGCUCUCGCCUGUGACUGACUUCAGAGAGGCUUGUUGCCGUCAAUAUGAAAUGGGAGAGUGUACACGAGGAGGUUUCUGCAACUUCAUGCAUUUGAAGCCCAUCUCUCGAGAGUUAAGACGUGAGUUGUACGGGCGUCGCCGUAAAAAGCAUCGGUCCAGGUCGAGGUCCCGUGAGCGCCGGUCUAGAUCCAGAGAUCGCGGCCGUGGCGGCGGCGGCGGAGGAGGCCGCGAGCGCGACAGGAGGCGGUCGCGAGACCGCGAAAGAUCCGGUCGAUUCUGAGCCAUGCCAUUUUUACCGUAUGUCUGCUAGAAAAGUGUUGUAGUUUGACCAAACAAAGUUCAUAAUGACGUUUUUUUUAAAGAUGGGCUUCUGAAUAAAAAAAUUUGUAGUGAUACAGUAUUCUUUGUGUAACUUGUUUCUUGUUGGGGGGGAGGUCUUUUUAACUGUCAUUCCUCUAUCUUGACAAAUACCUGGAUUAACUCUGCCUGAGGAAAAGGUGGUAAAUGUGUUGGAAGAGCGCCAGUUUUGGUUUGGAUUUUUUUUUUCCUUUUUUUUUUUUAAUUAUUCGGGUAUAAUUUGAACUGUUGAUGCAAAUGUAUGUGUAUAUAAUAUAAAAUAUAUUAUAUACAUAGUAAAAAUAAUAUACUGCUUAAGAAACAGUUACUCACAUAAAUUUCCCUUUUCUGCUAUGCUGUCUGCUUAUUUAGGUUAGUUUAGGCACAUUUAAGAGGAAGGCUGUGCGAAACGCAUUUAUUUACCGAGUAGAAACGCUUAGUUACAAAAAUGUAUGUUUGUUUGUUACCAGAAGUCUGUGCUCUGUCUAUCAAUGUGACUGUGGCAUUUACAAUAAAUCCAAUUUCUUGGUGUAAAAUCUAAAGCCUAUUUUCUAAGCACUCCGGAGUAGUUGAGUUGCUACUCCUGGCUGCCUAUUUUCUAAGCACUCUGGAGUAGCUGAGUGGCUGCUCCCAGCUGUGCCAGAGUUCAUAGUUCAGGUUUUUAUAAUUCUUGACUAAAUUCCUUGUCUUUGGCUGGAAAGAAAGUUGCCUAGUGUAGUGUGGAAAAAAAAGUAAUAUUUUUAUUGCGGUGAUUCGUAAUAGGCAGGUGAGGGUUUUGUGAAAAAAGAAACCACCAAAAUUCUGCUCCAUGCAACAUGAUACAGAAGUGCUAUUGAAGGAAAUGCAAGGUCCUAAAUACAAGGAUUGAAUUUCUUAGCUAAUUGAUAUUUUUUUUUCAAUCUAUUCUCUCUUACCUGUCAUGUAAGAAGAAGCAUUUUGUUAGUGUUCAAGGUCAUAGGAAACUAACUGGAUGCUAGUGGAAAAUAAAUCUUUUUUUCCACCUUUUACUUGCUUUCUGAUAGUCUGGAGGGUGAUAAUGGUCAGUUUUCACUUUCUUCACAAAUUGUUUUUCUGAGCUUGAAUUGCACAAUCGCUGAACAUCGCAGGUUGUGUCUCAAAGCGUUAAAGCUCCAGUGGAAAUGUUGGAACAUCUUCAGAGGCAGUUGGUACAAAGGCUGAGUUGCAGUUUCACCUCAUUCAUGUCUGCUGUUAUUCAAAGUGUAACACAGCAAGAAGUUCUGGUCAGUGAUCAUAUUUCUGCAAGAUAUGACUUUAUGUGCACAAAGCUGUGUGAUACCAUGCAGUUUUCCAGUGGGGGAAGGAAUUUAUUAGAGCUUUAUUAGUUCUGAGCCAGAUAACUUGCUGAAUGAUGAAUCUGCAACGUGAUGAUUAUUAAAUAAAAAGAAAAAAAGGAAAUAGAAGGGAUAUGGAUUCAUCACAUAGAGGCAAAGAGAAGCUGGUUUGUUAAUCUAAGUAUAAAACCAUUUUGCUCACUGGAACAUGGAAAACAAAAUAACAUUGAAAAACUAGCUUUUUUUAAAUGAAUCUUCUUUGCUUAUUACAACUCAAUUCCUGCACCAGUUCAGUUUGAAUUCAUUUUGUUUCCACUGGAUGGUUUGGCCAACCACACUGUGGAACUUCAGUUUGCCAGGAAGGACCCUUUUUGGAGAAAUACCACUCAAGCAGUUGAAGCUUGACGUCUCCACGUGAUGUUCUGUUAAGUCUGUAAAGGAAAUGAUGCUUUCUUUCUACUGUAAGAAAUUGAACAGUGCCUGGCAUUAAAUGGCUGAACUGAAAUGUAUUUCUCCUAGGCAUUAGCAAUUUCAAAUUGAUAAUUCAGUUCUUGCUGUUUAUGGGAUAUUAAUCCUGUUGCUUUUCUUUUUUUUUUUUUUCUUCAGUGAGAUUCAGGAUUAUUAGUGAGCUAAUUCAAAUCUUAAACUCCAAAAGGUGAGGAUAGUCUUUCUGUUUUGUUUUUCUUCAAACAGUAUGAAGUACAAAGGGAAUACUGUUUAAAAGGUUUAAGAUCAUUUUUACACAGAUUAAUGACACAAACUGAUUUGCCCUAUAAACAAGUUAGUCUAAAACAAUACAAAUGUGUCCCUGUAAUGGCUUUAAUCUGUUUAUCUAAACCCUGUUAGUCUGCAGGUAUAUUUUUGCAUGAACAGAUAGUGGAAGGUUGAUUUCUCUCUCUUCCCCAAUACCAUUUUGCUUAAGAAAGCACUCCUGAAUUCCACCAAAUGUGUAAUUGUAUGAUCUGAUUGCGUGGCUGCCCAAAAAUUAGCAAUGUAACUGGAACACAUCAGGAUGGGCACUGCAAGCUGUGGAUUUUACUGGAUAUUCUAAUGGGUGCCUAGUGACAGCAUUCAGCAUAUAAACUAAGCUCAUGACAUAUCUUGUUAGGUUCACGUUUCAGGACUGUACUACCAGCAAAGUUCAUCAAAUUUGAAAUUUAAAUUACUCCAAUUUGGUUAAACAUUUAUAUGUGAUAAUCCCAGAAGUGGAAAUUCUACCUCCCCCUUCUCUUGUUGCUCACAAUGUCUUUAAGAUUUAUUUUUUUCCCCUCCUCCCCAAGGUACCUACUUUCCAAAUAUUUCAUUGUUGACUCUUUCUGUUGAACAGUGGAUCUUAAUUUAUGAAAUUCCUUUACCUCAAAUAAGGGACAGCAUACAGGAUUUUCUGAAGUCUGAGUCAAUUAGGUUGAAACUGUUCAUCCCAAGUGGCUUCCUCUUCUUUGUAUUUGGCUCUUAUUCUGUGAAAAUGCUGCUUGUCCAUGAAUAUGAUGUAUGUUGAGACUGUAAAACCAAAUGGAGAAAACUUGUUCAAAAUAAAGCCUUUUUUUUUAUAAGA